AUGCCCAGCAGACCAAACUCCCUCAUCUCGCGUGUCUCGGGGUUUGUUCCUCUUGGCGGCGGCGCCGAUUCGCGAAGCGACAUGGAUUCCGGCAUUCCCCUUUCCACCAUCCGAAGCAAUGCCUCGACAACCGGUACCCGCAAGCCCGUCUUCGCCACCUCGACGAGCUAUGAUUCCUCGCCGACGGCCAACGAGAAGGGCGAGUCUCGUCCUCGCCACGCCGGCCGUCGAAAGAGGAUGGGAGACGGUCUUGGUCGCGCAGGCACCGGCGACAGUGACAUUGUCAGUGUGAAUGCUAUGGGCAGGAUCUAUGCCAAGGUCGUUGGCUUUUCCAACAUCACCCGCUACAUGGUUUACAUCAUCCCCGUCGGCAUUCUCCUCGCCGUUCCCAUCGUCGUUCUCGCCCUCACAGAUCACAGGCACGACAUUCAUGUCGGCAGUUUCGAGAGCGUCAACGACGCCAAGACGGUUGUUGUCCCCGGCCCGCCUCUGUUCCAGCUCUUCUUCUGGAUCGAAAUCGCCUGGAUCACCCUCUGGCUCGCCAAGAUUGCCUCCGCCUGCCUGCCCAAGAUCUUCAUGUUCUUUAGUGGCAUCGUCAGCAGGGGCGUCCGCAAGUACGCCACCAUUCUGACCAACUUGACCAUUCCAGUCUCCUUGCUCCUUUGGGCCCUCGCCAGCUGGCUCACCUUCAAGAACCUCUUCCGCCAGGCGAGCUCCGUUGGCAUCAACUGGGUCGUCGUCCUCGAGCAGAUCCUCGGCGCUUUGUUCGUCUCAUCCGGUCUCUUCCUGGCCGAGAAGGCCAUCGUCCAGCUGAUUAGCGUUUCCUACCAUCAACGCUCCUUCUCAAACCGCAUCAAGGCCUCGAAACGCGAUAUUUACCUCAUCGGCCUCCUCUUCGAAGCCUCUCGCGCCCUCUUCCCCAUGUUCUGCCGCGAGUUCGCCGACGACGACCACAUCAUCAGCGACAGCAUCGAGAUGAUGCUGCGGAAGAAGGGCGGCAAGAGGACCAACGGCGCGGCGACGCCCAUGAAGCUCAUCGGCGAUGUCGGUCGAUUUGGCGACAAGGUCACCUCGGCCUUUGGCAGCAUCGCCCACGAGAUCACCGGCAAGCAAGUCUUCAAUCCCAACUCGGCUCACUCCAUCGUCCUCGAGGCGCUCGAGAAGCGCAGCGCCUCUGAGGCGCUCGCCCGCCGUAUCUGGAUGUCCUUUGUCCUCGAGGGCAAGGAUGCCCUGUACGUCGAGGACUUUUACGAGGUCCUCGGCGCUUCCCACAAAGACGAGGCCGAGGAGGCCUUCAACGCCAUGGAUACGGACAUGAACGGAGACAUCAGCUUGGACGAGAUGGUCCGCCAGGUCGUCGACAUGGGCCGCGAGCGCAAGGCAAUCAGCGAGGGCAUGAAGGACAUCGGCCAGGCGCUCCGUGUCUUCGACAAGGUCCUGCUCUUUGUCGUCUUCAUGCUUGUCAUCUUCGUAUUCCUGGUUUUCUUCAGGAGCAGCUUCGCGACGACCAUCGUUAGUGCCGGAACCACAUUCCUCUCCUUGUCCUUCGUCUUUGCCGUCACUGCCCAGGAAUUCCUCGGCUCUUGCAUCUUCCUCUUCGUCAAGCAUCCCUUCGACGUAGGCGACAGGGUCGACAUCACCAGCACAAAGAUGAUUGUCGACAGAAUCUCUCUCCUGUACACCGUCUUUACCCGCAUCGACACCAAGCAGGUUGUCCAGGUGCCCAACAUCCAACUCAACAAUCUCUGGAUCGACAACAUAUCUCGCAGCAAGGCCAUGACGGAAACGAUGACGCUCGAUGUGUCGUACGACACCACCUUUGAUGACAUUGAAAAUCUCCGCAUGGAGAUGGAGACGUUUGUCAGGUCUCCGGAAAACUCCCGCGAUUUCCAGCCCGACUUCAGCAUCAGCGUUGGCGGCAUGGGCGACCUGAACAAGCUCACUCUGAACAUCAGCAUAAAGCACAAGUCCAACUGGCAUAACGACGUCGUGCGCGGUACCCGUCGGUCCAAGUUCAUGUGCGCCCUCGUCACGGCGCUCCGAAAGGUGCCCAUCUACGGGCCCGGCGCUGGCGGCGAGGCGCUCGGCGGUCCCACGAACCCUACUUACUCGGUUGCCGUCACCGACGAAUUUGCCUCCGCCGCCCGCGCCGAGGCCCUCCAGGACAAGGAGAAGGCGCGGAUGGCCACCCCCAACGGCGGGGACGCAGCAGAGGAGGUCACCCGUGUCGAGAAGCACGCCGGCUCCGACGUCAACACGCCUCCGCCGCCUGCGGAAACCCGGCGCGCUUGGGACAUCACCAGCCGUGGAGACGGAUACGAGGCCUCGCGGGAAGCGUCCGAGGACAGGCGUCGAUCCAGAGACAUAGAGUCGGUUCGCACGGCGCUCCUCAAGCGGGCGAGCACGCGUGGCCGUCGAAGGGCCGGCGAGGGGCUGCCGAACAUUGCGCAGUCCGAAAGCUACCCCGCCAGCUACCCGCGAAGCACCAACAGCCCGCGGCUGCAGACGUUUGACGAGGAGGCCCAGACCGACAUGCCGUCAUCCUUUUACAGCCUCAAUCGUAUUGGGCAGCCGGCUGUUGUCUCGGCGGCUGAGGAAGAUGAGCGGGCACUACAGCCGAGCGACUCACAACGCAACCCCAAUCGAGGCCCCAGCUUUCGCAGGCCAUCGCCCGGCCAUCCCAAGUGA
Drechmeria coniospora is the source of this 2688-nucleotide messenger RNA. Its product is annotated as Mechanosensitive ion channel family protein. The coding region runs from base 1 to 2688 and encodes 895 amino acids. The transcript is spliced from 2 exons. Gene Ontology annotation, cellular component: membrane. Gene Ontology annotation, biological process: calcium ion transmembrane transport; intracellular calcium ion homeostasis. Gene Ontology annotation, molecular function: calcium channel activity; calcium ion binding. NCBI's taxonomy places the organism in Eukaryota, Fungi, Ascomycota, Sordariomycetes, Hypocreales, Ophiocordycipitaceae. The record is from RefSeq and is a predicted model, not a curated record.